CUCUUACUCACUAAAAAAAUAGAGGUGAGAGGAUUGUGGAUUGUACGUGGAAAUCUGGAUCUACAAACGGACAUGGAUUCAUUCCCGCUAUCUAAGAGUGGAUUAUAAACACACAGCAUUCAAAGAAUGAGGAUGCCAGAGGCAGGAAGUUAGAGCCCUCCACCAGAGAGAGUGUGUUCCAGGGCUGGGGCUGGACCCAGAGACCCCUGUCUGGGGGGGGGGCGGUAAAGGGCCCUCACAGCUCUGUGUGAGUCUGGACAAUGGGGGAUGGAGGUGCUGGUGCAACCGGAGGAGACAGGGUGAACCGGUCCCAUGUCCUAUUUGACAACUUCGUCCAGGCGUCAACGUUCAAGGGAACACUCAAGGCCUUCCAGGAACUGUGUGACUACCUGGAAGUAAAGCCCACCGAGUGCAGGGUCUUCUAUCACAAGCUCAAGUCCAAACUCAACUACUGGAAGGCCAAGGCGCUCUGGGCCAAGUUAGACAAGAGGGCAGGCCAUAAAGAGUACAAGAAGGGUCGUGCCUGCACCAAUUCAAAGUGUCUGAUCAUCGGUGCAGGACCAUGCGGCUUACGUACAGCCAUCGAGCUUGCUUUCCUGGGAGCCAAAGUGGUACUGUUAGAGAAGAGAGAUGCCUUCUCCAGGAACAAUGUGCUGCACCUAUGGCCCUUCACCAUCCAGGACCUCAGGGGCCUCGGGGCCAAGAAGUUCUAUGGCAAAUUCUGCGCUGGUGCUAUCGAUCAUAUCAGUAUUCGUCAGCUUCAGCUAAUGCUGCUCAAAGUUGCCCUCCUUCUGGGCAUUGAAAUCCAUGUCAACGUAGAGUUUAAAGGUCUUAUCGAACCUCCCGAAGAUCAAGAAACUGAAAGGAUAGGCUGGAGGGCUGAGAUCCACCCUAAGACACACCCUGUCAGCGAGUUGGAGUUUGAUGUCAUCAUUGGCGCUGAUGGAAGGAGAAACACGCUACCAGGGUUUCGGCGUAAGGAGUUCCGGGGCAAGCUCGCUAUCGCCAUCACGGCUAACUUCAUCAACAGGCACACGUCGGCGGAGGCGAAGGUGGAGGAGAUCAGCGGGGUAGCCUUCAUCUUUAACCAGAAAUUCUUUCAGGAUCUCAGAGAAGCAACAGGUAUUGACCUGGAAAACAUCGUCUACUACAAGGAUGACACGCACUACUUUGUGAUGACUGCCAAAAAACAGAGCCUGCUGGAAAAAGGAGUCAUUCUGCAUGACUACGCGGACACUGAGCUGCUGUUGUCUCGGGCUAAUGUGGACCAGGUGGCCCUGUUGUCUUACGCCCGUGAGGCUGCUGGUUUCUCCACCAACCACCAGCUGCCCUCAAUGGACUUUGCCAUCAACCACUACGGCCAGCCUGAUGUAGCCAUGUUUGACUUCACCUGCAUGUACGCCUCAGAGAACGCCGCCAUGGUGCGCCAACGCAACGGCCACAAGCUGCUGGUGGCGCUGGUAGGAGACAGCCUGUUGGAGCCCUUCUGGCCCAUGGGCACCGGCAUCGCCCGAGGUUUCCUGGCAGCCAUGGACUCCGGCUGGAUGGUGAAGAGCUGGGCUCAGGGAAAAACCCCUCUUGAGGUGCUGGCUGAGAGGGAGAGCAUAUAUCGUCUACUGCCCCAGACCACACCGGAAAACGUCAGUAAGAACUUCAGUCACUACAGUGUGGAUCCCACCACACGUUACCCCAACAUUAGCCUUAACUUCCUCAAACCCAGCCAGGUACGGCACCUCAUUGACACAGGGGAGUCGCAAAUGCGCAUUGAAAUCGAGAAUGUGAUCAACUCAUCAACACCCAAGUUGGCCAGGAAUGAAUCCAUAGCUCGAUCCAGUAAGCUGCUCAGCUGGUGUCAGAGACAAACGGAGGGAUACAGGAACGUAAAUGUAAGAGACCUCACCAUGUCUUGGAAGAGCGGAUUGGCCCUGUGCGCCCUCAUUCACCGAUACAGACCGGAUCUCAUCGACUUUGACUCACUGGAUGAGCGAGACCAAGAGAAGAACAACCAGUUGGGUUUUGACGUGGCAGAGAGGGAAUUUGGCAUCUCGCCCUGCAUGACUGGCAAAGAGAUGUCCUCUGUGGUGGAGCCAGACAAACUUUCUAUGGUCAUGUACCUCAGCCAGUUCUAUGAGAUGUUUAAGGACACAGUGCCACCUGGAGAUAAGCACAAUUUAAGUCCUGAGGAGAAGGCAGCACUGAUAUCCAGCACCAAAUCUCCCAUCUCCUUCCUCAGCAAGCUUGGUCAGAGCAUAGCAAUCUCAAGGAAACGUAACCCCAAGGACAAAAAGGAGAAGGACGUGGAUGGUUUGGGGAAGAGAAGGAAAACCAGCCAGUCUGAAGAUGAGGAUGUGUCCAAGAUGGGUUGUGACGACAGGCCGUCCGUCCAACCUGUCUUGUCGGAGAGAAAGAUUGAUUCCGCCGCCGUGGGGAACAACAACAAAGUCAAAGUCAUGGCCACCCAGCUGCUUGCCAAAUUUGAGGAGAACGCCCCUGCGCAACACACGGGACUGAAAAGACAGGGGGAAUCUCUGCCCAAUCUGGACCGCCUUUUGCCCCCUUCCCCGCCCAUAACCCCUGUGAAUGAGCCAGUGUUCCUGGCUCCUGUCCCAGCAUGGAGAAAGAGACGCACACAGCAGCAGGAGCAGCUGAGCAUUCGCUACAAAGAAAAGCUCAAGUGUCAGACGCUGCCCAGCAGGGGGGAGAAGGCCCGAAGUGGCGCAGACCAACUGUCCAGCUCGGGUUCUCGGAGCUGCCCAAAGAAAACCAUUCUGCUUCCUUCUUCCUCCUCCACUUCCUCGCUCUCUCUUCACUCAGAGGUGACACAUUCUGCUGUAUCCCCGCUGCACCUGAUAGACCCAGGACCCAUUCAUAUACCUGGUAUACAGGAGAGGGCUGACCGCCUGAUCUCUAAGUUUAAGGGCAGACCUGACAAGCCACCAAAGCCUAAGAAAAAGCCGUCCCGUUUCUUUUUAGAGCAGUGGCACUUGUCCGGAGGUCUGGCUGAGGUUCGAGGCUCACCACUUUCCUCUCCUGACUCUUGCAGAAAGGUUAGGCCCCAGCAUUCAGAUGACCCAGUGCCCUUAUAUGUACUUAGUAUUCAGGAAAGGGCUGAGCAACUUGCCUCCCAAUUUGAGGGCAAGCCAGCUGAACCACAGCCUAAGAAAAAACCCUCACGUUUCUUUAUGGAACAAUGGCACCAGGCUCGAGCCCAGUGUUCCCCUGAUUCUCCCCCCUCCUCCUCUGACACCAUGAGACAGCGCUAUGUAAGGAUGUACACAGGGGGAGUUAUCUCAUUGGCUGAGCAGAUAGCCACUCAGCUUCAAUCUCAGGAAGAGCCCAAGCCUCUGCCUGAUAAGAAGGAUUUGGGUUCUCUCCGAAAAGAGUUCCCCGUCAACAUUGGGGGCAGCGACGUUUGCUUUUUCUGUCGAAAGCGAGUGUACGUCAUGGAGAGGCUGAGUGCAGAGGGAAAGUUCUUCCAUCGCAGCUGCUUCAAGUGUGAAUACUGCGGCACCACACUCCGCCUGUCCUCCUAUGCCUUCGAUGUGGAGGACGGGAAGUUUUACUGCAAGCCGCACUACUGUUACCGUCUGUCUGGAUAUGCUCAGAGAAAGAGGCCUGCUCCCUCCCCUGCUCCAAUCACAGCUAAGGAGAACCAAGCGCCACAAACUCCCGUGGUGACCGUGGAUGCCCCCGGAAGGGCGAUAGCAGCGGCAGCCCCCUCGGUCGAGCACCAGCCUUCAGCACCGGAGGUCAACGGGCUGCAGGAGCCGAGCCUAGCUAAACGGCUGCGGGGAACUCCUGAGCGCAUCGAGCUGGAGAACUACCGCCUGUCGCUGCAGAGGGAGGAAGAGCUGGAGGAAGUGCCAGAGGAGACGCUGGCGGAACACAACCUCAGCAGUGUGCUGGACAAGCCCACAGAUGCUGACCUGGGCUCGAGUAGCUCAGAGUCAGACAUGGAGGAGGAGGAUGAGCAGGAGGAUCAGGAUCAGGAUCAGGAGGAGGUGGAGGUGGAGGUGGAGCAGCAACCUCUCAGCCCCUCAGACCUCGGUGGUGUUCCCUGGAAAGAGGCUGUAGAACUCCACGCCAAACUGAGGGGCGACGACGCAGCCAGCGGAGACGGGGAAGCAGAUGAGGAGGACGAAGAGGAGGAGGAGGAAGACGGGGAUGAGGAUGAGGAUGAUGAGGAGUCAAGCGAUGAGGGGGAUUACUGCCCCUGGGACAGGGAGCUCCAGUCAGGCCUUUGGCUGGAGAAGUACCUAACAGAUGAAGAGGAUGUUGGUACAUUUAAAGCCAGGAACCUACAGAUUCAGCAAGUCCUGCAGCCUGUGGAUCCCCAGGCCAUUCCAGGGUUGGUGAAAACACACCUGGACUCUGAGACAGACAAAGAUGGCCAGCCAGCCUCAGCCUCUCAACUCUCCCACCCCUCCUCCACAGAGCCCUGUGAGGAUGACGACCUGGAAGCAGAAGCCGACAGUCCGGAUGUGGAGCCUGGUACAGAGAUGGAUCAGGAUGACAUCCCCUCAGAUGCAGAAGCUGAGGCUCGUUUGCACCGAUCAGGGCUCGCUGAGGCUCUUCCUGAGGAAGGAAAAAAAUCAGAAAGUCUGGGAAUGGCUUCAAGUAUUGAACCGUCAAGCUUCAGCCCGACACAGAAAGAAGAGGAUGUUGUUCUUUCUCCACUCAAACCAUCACCACAGCCUGAAACACAGAUAUCUCCAUCUCCUCCCUCCCAGGUGAAGUCUCCUGGCACUCGGUUUUUCCCAGAGCCUUUCCUUCCUGAGGCAACAACGCCUGAGAAGACAACUCCAUCUCCAGCCGCCAAGAGCCCAGCGUGUCCUUCACCUGCUCCUGUCUACAGUCCUUCUCCGGUCUCCUCUCCCACUCUUGCUGCCGAACCUGCCACAUCUCCCCCCAGGUCACCCGUCAAAUCACCCGUCGUCUCUCCAGUCAAGCCAACCAUCGAGUCACCUGUCAGAUCCCCUGUCCGGUCACCGGUUGGCUCACCUAUCCGCUCCCAGCCCACCCCCCUACCAGAGACUUGCACACCUAAAUCUCCAGUCUACCCUCACCGCUCAAUUUGCCCUCUCACUGGUAAUCCCCUCUCCCCGAUCUGUACCCAGCCUUUAACCUGCCACGAACCUUCAUCACCCCUCAGCUCUGAUUCUCCCGUCAGAACUCAGCCUGUUCCCGCAGUCACUUCAACACCUAUGGCCCAAACAGACAAGGCCACAUCUGAGUCCUCAAAGUCUGACAGCUCGUCAACAGAGGAAACUCCAUCUAAAAAGACGGAUAUCAUUGAGGAAUUUUGGUUAAAGAGCGCUGAGAUCAGAAAGAGCCUCGGUCUGACUCCUCUGGACCGCAGCAGUAAAAUCUUAGAGAAAAGUGUUGAUAUGGCUCCAACACAGGAACCCACCCCUGCUAAGACACAGCCUCCAGAUGUGUCUGAGGAGCAGAAGCCUGCCGUCACUGGCCGUGCUGUCAUACGCAGACUCAACAUCACUCUUGAGGGUCAAGUCAUUACUCCUAUUGCUCCUCUAGGGCCUAAGAGUAAUGGCUCUGAAAGGAGGGAAAUCAGCAGUAGCUCUGGUUUGGGGUUAAAUGGAAGCAUGGCCACGAGCCAAACAGCAAACAGUGACAGCUAUAACACAUCUGACUCCACCAUGCUCACUCCGCCCUCCAGUCCACCGCCGCCUGUGCCUGCUAAUCAGUCUCCCGCUAUAUUCAGGCAGCAGAGACACCAGGUGUCCUGGAGCAACGGAUCAGAAAAACCUCCAUGCGAGCGUGCCAAAGAGCCAGUAAAAACUAAGACUCCUGUUCCCACGCCGAGGACGCAGCUGAGCCCCGUAUCUGCGCCCAAGCCUGCACCCAGGAAAGUCCCGUCACCACAAGCAGUUAUAGAAACAACUCCUCCCGUGGUUGUCAUGAGGGAGAAGAAGAAGGAGCCGCGGCCGGAGAACGCAAGGAAGUCGUUCGUGGAGACGGUGGAGGAGAUUCCGUUUGCUGAUGACGUGGAGGAGACGUACGAUGAGCGGACGCCAGAAACGAGCAUGAACAAGUUCUACACUCCACCCACCAGCAAGCCCAGCAGGGAAAGACCUCCCAUGCACCUGGCCUUAGCAAUGGAGAACGGUAAACCAAAUAUUCCUGUCAACUCAGCCUCUAAGACCCAGAGGGAGACUCAGUUCUCUCAAGAGGCCAAAGAGAUUGCUGAGGAGAGAAUCAGGGCCAGAGAAAAGUCUGUCAAAAGCCAGGCUCUGAAAGAUGCCAUGGCCAAGCAGCUAAAUAAAAUGAAAGAAUCUGACGUAGAUAAGGGCGCCUCACCUAAAGUGGCCUGGAGUGUAACCCCAGAUAUUACUGGAAAAACGAAAAAGUCAGCCGGAUCUCCGAAGACAUCAGCUGUGAAAGCUCUGGAGUCAAAGAAGGCAGAGAUCCUACCCGAACGUUUCUUCAGCAGCAACAAGAGUCUGGACAGCUCCGUGGCGUCGUCUGACGGCUCCUCCUCGAGCAAGAGCAAGAAACGAAGUUCCCUCUUCUCGCCUCGCAAAAAUAAGAAGGAGAAAAAAGCCAAGAACGACAGCAGCAGGCUCUCCGGCACAGAUGAGACACCGCCUAAACACAAGUCACUGUGGAAGGCCGUCUUCUCAGGGUAUAAGAAGGACAAAAAGAAAAAGCAGGAUGAAAAAUCAUGUCCGAGCACGCCGUCCUCCAGCUCCACCACUCAGGACUCUGGGAAGAAGAGAACAUCGCCUGUUGGAAAGUCAUCAGACUUGAAGUCGCGCAGAAACCUGAGCUUCUCAGAGGAUUCAGACCUGUCAUGUGACGACAUUCUGGAGAGAUCGUCCCAGAAGUCGAAGGCAGAUAGACAUACGGACAUCUUUGACCUAGUAUCAGGCAUGCAGAAGGAGUCAAUAAAGGAGGAGAAACUGGAAAAGCAGAGAAGGAGGGAGUUAAAGGAAAGAAAGAGGGUGAAAGACAGACAUAAAGAAAGAGAACGGGAGAAAGAGGUUGAUCGAGAGAAGGAGAAAGACGAUAAGGAGUCUGUUUAUGUCCCUCACGCACUGGCGUUCAAGAGAUCGUACGCCACAAAGAAAACCUACACAGAGGAAGAGCUGAAUGCCAAGCUGACACGAAGAGUCCAGAAAGCUGCGCGACGACAAGCUAAGCAGGAGGAACUCAAGAGGCUACACAGAGCACAGAUCAUCCAGAGACAGCUGGAACAGGUGGAAGAAAAGCAGAGGCAGCUUGAAGAGAGGGGUGUAGCUGUGGAGAAAGCCUUAAGAGGGGAAGCAGGCAUGGGCAAGAAGGACGAUCCUAAACUAAUGCAAGAGUGGUUCAAGCUGGUGCAGGAGAAGAAUGCCCUGGUCCGGUAUGAGUCAGAACUGAUGAUAUUUGCCAGAGAGCUGGAGCUGGAGGACCGGCAGAGCCGACUGCAGCAGGAACUCAGGGAGCGAAUGGCUGUUGAAGACCAUCUGAAGAAUGAGAAGGAGCUUGCUCAGGAGAAACAGAUCCUGAAUGAGAUGUUGGAGGUGGUGGAGCAGCGUGAUGCCCUGGUGGCCCUCUUGGAGGAGCAGAGGCUUCGGGAGAAGGAAGAAGACAAGGACCUGGAAUCUGUCAUGCUCUCUAAAGGCUUCAACCUCAACUGGGCUUAAAAGGAGUGAAGCUCAUUAUGUCUUGGGAAAAGUCAAAUUGUGAUAGGCGCUCUCUGCCUUGCACAGUCAUCAAUUAUCAGAAUAGUCUUCUGAACACCGACGCAGGCAGUUGGUCUAAAACUGUCACACCUGCAGCAGUGAAUGUGUAAAGAUUCCCCCAACACACACACCAUGGCUGCCCCCGACAUCUCAGUUGAAGCAGCCUGUAACGUUUACAUAUCCUCUGCCCUAAGGCAGUCUUAGUUAAUCACUUUGUGUCUCUCUGCGGUUGGACAGCCGCAUACAUUCACAACUUUAUCAUCACAGACUUGAAAUAGAACCUCUCAAACAGGGAGGGGGACACUUUGGGAGAAUGUUUAAAGACUUGUUUCAUUAUCUAAAGGGAAGAAUGCAGUUUGGUCCUGCUGAUGUAAAGGAAUUGUAAAGAAUUGUGUUUUUUUGUGUAUAGUUGUGUAGAACAAGUCACAUUUACAGCUGAUGAGGGUUCUCUUUUCCAAAAAGGACAGUUACAGAGUUAAUGUCCUGGAGUGACAUGUCCAGUUUCAGUCUCAGAUCCUCCUCUUCAGUCGGACUGUAGGACGGACAUCCUCUGCUGAAGCUGCCUUUCUAUCCAGUGACAAACUGACCUCCUCAUCCUAAUGAAUCACAAAGAUACAAUGGAAGGCUCUUUUUUUUUCUCCCCUUGCAGUGUUUUGUGAGUCAACACUAAGAAUCCAUUAAAUAUGGCCAUGUGUUUUUUUAAAAAUGUAUUUAUUAUCUUUGUUUGCUUUUAACAGAUAAACAUUUUUAUUUUUGCAUUCACAGGAGAGUGCCCAGAAUCUCAUUAUCUUGCACUUGUGCAUAAUCCACAUGCACCCAGAAGCCAUUGCAUGUCAGGACCGAAGGCUGCAGGCACACAGAGAAACAUAGUGUAACAUUGUCCUUGACAGCCAGGACAUAGAAUACAGACUUAGACUGUAAAUGAACACUUCAGCAUUUCACAUGGCUUGAUAAUGACGGGCCUCUCCAUGAGAUGCUAUUCACUGUAUAUCACACUGAUGGCUAAUGUUUACAAAUAUUGUCCAUAUUCAAUAUUGGAUUUUUAUGUUUCCUACAAACAGUAGCAAGGUAAACCAACGGUUGAAGUCAUCUUGGUAGGAACCGUCUUUUUCGAGUUCAAGGUUCUAACCAUUUGUGUUACCAUAGUGAUGUUAUCUUUAAUGAAGUUGAUUUCGCUGUUGAGAGAUCAGUGUAGCUCGCUUCACUCUUUUUGUGCCACAGGACUGUCUCUGUUUGUGGAUACUGCUACAAUAUCGAAGGAGUACGCCACAAGAACUUACACACUUACAUCAGUAUAUAGCAGUGUUAAUAUUUUACCUUUAAACAAGAUGCCUUUUCAUUUUCAAUCUAUACUAUAUUUUUCUUAGUUAACUUGCUUUUUGGCAUCUGUGUGUCUCACUGGAACUCAAGAUUUUUACUUGUUUGUUUUUGUUUUUUUGUUUUCUUCAGAUUCUUUUAUACAGCAGGUCCCCAAACAAACAAAUUUUAAAUGGGGAGUGGGAGAAAUGCAAAGUGCUUCGUGAGCAGCUUGCAUCAGACAGGAACAUUAGUUUCUCUGACGGGCAGUCAAAUCAAAUAGCCUUUUUCGACAACUGUAAUAAUCCAGGUGGUCACUGUUUGACAGCACAGAAACAUUAGAGGCUAUAUUUAUGAUUUGGUAUGAGCUGUGAAUAUAAAAAAGUUACAUAAUUUUAAGGGUUGUUGUUUUAGAUGGUGUGUGAUAAGUUUGACAUGAUUGUAUUGAUAUUUAUUAACAUGUGUGCAAACUGUAUUAUAUGUAAAGAAUAUGAAUCCUAAUUUUUAAACUGUUCUGUUGACACAUGACUUGUAAUGUAAAUGCUUCAUGUAGCUAAAAUGCAUAGGGGUGUUGGAUGUAUGCUGAAAAUGGCAAUAAAACAAUGCAGUUGUUCU
Messenger RNA from Scomber scombrus (Atlantic mackerel), 9596 nucleotides. It is a transcript of the gene mical3a, whose product is annotated as microtubule associated monooxygenase, calponin and LIM domain containing 3a. The transcript has 43 exons. Gene Ontology annotation, molecular function: protein binding; FAD binding. NCBI's taxonomy places the organism in Eukaryota, Metazoa, Chordata, Actinopteri, Scombriformes, Scombridae. The record is from RefSeq and is a predicted model, not a curated record. The coding region runs from base 261 to 7646 and encodes 2461 amino acids.